This is a messenger RNA of Penicillium waksmanii, 1110 nucleotides long. RefSeq lists its product as uncharacterized. NCBI's taxonomy places the organism in Eukaryota, Fungi, Ascomycota, Eurotiomycetes, Eurotiales, Aspergillaceae. Bases 1 to 1110 code for a protein of 369 amino acids. The transcript has 2 exons. The record is from RefSeq and is a predicted model, not a curated record.
AUGAAUCCCUAUAUUAGCUGGGCCAUCCUACUGGUCGUGGCUGGUGGUCUCGGGUGGUACUACACCAACGGUGCGGCCCCGAAAGCCAAAGCCCCCGUCCCAGCGCCUCUUGAGAAGGCUCAGGUGGCUCCCAAGAAGCCUAAGCGCAAGACCAAGCCCUCCGAACCCGCCCCGGCAAAGAAGCCCGAGGUGAAGACCGUCAUCUCUCCCCCAGCCACCGAGGAUGAGGAGCCCGAGGAGGAGAUCGACCCCCGGGAGAUGGCCCGUCGCCAGACUGCUAUCAAGAACGGUAUCCCCCAGACCGCUGCCUCCAGCACCAAGAACAAGAAGAAGAAGCUGCAGAAGAAGGCUGCUCAGCUCGAGGUUGGCUCUCACGCCUCUUCGACCACCGGCGCUGAGGCCGAUGACGAUCUUUCUCCCGCUGUCUCCCCUCUGGUCAGCGCUACCGUUCCCUCCGCCGGUGAUGUCGACGACAUGAUUGAGACCCCCGCCGCUGCCGCAGCUGCCAAGGUCCUCCGUGUUACUGGUGACCUGCCUGCCCAGGCCGAGAAGAAGGCCAAGAAGGAGGCUGUUCCCGAGAAGAACAAGAAGGCGCGUGCCCACCAGCGCAAGAACGAUGAGCGCAAGGAGCAAGCCCGUCUGGAUGAACAGGACCGCCAGAAGAAGCUGGAGCAGCACCGCCGGAACGUUCCUGAGCUCCAGGCAACCUGGUCCCAGUCCCACGCCAACAACGCCUGGGAGAACAAGGCCGCGACCAACGGUGUCUCCAAGCCCGUCCCCGCCCCCGCUGCUAGCAAUGCUGCGAGCACCAAUGAGUGGGAGCAGGGUCUUCCCACUGAGGAAGUCCAAGAGCAGAUGGCCAAGGCCGCCGUUGCCGACGACGCAUGGACCCAGGUUAAGACCAAGAAGGGCGGUAACAAGAAGGAGAACAAGAAGGGUGGCAAGACUGACGAGAGUGUUAGCGAGACCAGCGCUUCCGAGGCCAAGCCUGCCUCAGUCACUUCUGCUCCGGCUCCUGUCAAGCCUCGGGUUACCAUCACCCCAACCUACCUGCCCGACCUGCGCUCCCGCGAGAAGGGUCACCCUCUGGACUCGGAUUGGGCAGCCUGA